GGUGGGUGGUGGUGCAUGGCGUUCUUAGUUGGUGGAGUGAUCUGUCUGGUUAAUUCCGAUAACGAACGAGACUCUAGCCUGCUAAAUAGUCGACGGGUCUCUCGCCCAGCCUUCGCCUCGGGCGUGGGCUCGGGUUCCCCUAAACCCGGCCGUCGCGCGGCCUCCGCCGUCGGUUGGUUAGCGCCGCCGGCGCGCGCCCCGCGGCGCCGGAAACUGGCGUCCGCUUCGUACAGGUCUGUGAUGCCCUUAGAUGUUCUGGGCCGCACGCGCGCUACAAUGGAGAGUUCAGCGACUGUCCCUGCUCCGAGAGGAGCGGGUAACCUCGUGAAAGCUGUCCUUAAAGGGGAUUGGGGCUUGCAAAUGUUCCCCAUGAACGAGGAAUUCCCAGUAGGCGCAAUUCACCAGAUUGCGCCGAUUUAGUCCCUGCCCUUUGUACACACCGCCCGUCGCUACUACCGAUUGAAUGGUCUAGUGAGGGCACCGGACUGGCGCCCUUGGAGCCGCUACCGCCGCCUCGGCGG
This is a messenger RNA of Penaeus monodon (black tiger shrimp), 521 nucleotides long. RefSeq lists its product as uncharacterized. NCBI's taxonomy places the organism in Eukaryota, Metazoa, Arthropoda, Malacostraca, Decapoda, Penaeidae. Bases 16 to 420 code for a protein of 134 amino acids. The transcript is spliced from 2 exons. The record is from RefSeq and is a predicted model, not a curated record.